Messenger RNA from Lolium perenne, 1092 nucleotides. RefSeq lists its product as uncharacterized. The record is from RefSeq and is a predicted model, not a curated record. NCBI's taxonomy places the organism in Eukaryota, Viridiplantae, Streptophyta, Magnoliopsida, Poales, Poaceae.
AUGCAGGAGGAGUACGACGCGCUGCAGCGCAAUAGGACCUGGGAACUCGUUCCCCGGCCCCCUCGCGCCAACGUCAUCACCGGCAAAUGGGUCUUCAAGCACAAGCUCGGCUCCGACGGUACUCUCGAGCGCUACAAGGCGCGCUGGGUCAUGCGCGGCUUUCGGCAGCGCGCUGGCGUCGACUUCACGGAUACGUUUGCCCCGGUCAUCAAACCGGGCAUGAUCCGCACGGUGUUGCACCUCGCCGCCUCUCGCGCGUGGUCGGUGCAUCAGAUGGACGUCUCCAAUGCCUUCAUUCAUGGCCAUUUGCAGGAGCAGGUGUACUGUCAGCAGCCCAUCGGCUUCGUCGACACCGAGCGCCCCAAUGGCGUGUGCUUGCUCUCUCGGUUCCUGUAUGGACUGAAGCAGGCGCCCCGCGCCUGUCUUCGCGAUGAGUUCGCGUUGAAGGAUCUUGGCCCACUCCACUACUUCCUCGGCAUCGAGGUUGUCCGGCGUGCGGACGGGUUCUUCCUUCAUCAGCGGAAGUAUGCCCACGAGCUUCUCGAGCGUGCAGGGAUGCUUAACUGCAACCCUGUGCCUACUCCUGUCGACACGAAGGCCAAGCUCUCCGCCAGUGAUGGGUCGCUGGCGUCCGACGCGCCGUUCUACCGCUCCAUCAUCGGUGCUCUCCAGUACUUAACGUUGACGCGACCGGAGCUCCAGUAUGCCGUGCAGCAGGUGUGCUUGCACAUGCAUGCUCCUCGGGAUGCUCAUUGGGUUGCGGCGAAGCGGAUUCUCCGCUACGUCUGUGGUACCAUGGGCUACAGCUUGUCGUUGCAUGCUUCACCCUCGACGUCGACUGACCUCGUCGCCUACUCGGACGCGGACUGGGCGGGUUGCCCGGAUACGCGCCGCUCCACCAGCGGCUACUGCGUCUACCUCGGCUCGUCGCUCGUCUCUUGGUCCUCCAAGAGGCAGCCCACCGUGUCUCUCUCUAGUGCUGAGGCCGAGUACCGCGCCGUGGCUAAUGCUGUGGUUGAGUGCACAUGGCUUCGUCAGCUUCUGUCCGAGCUCUCUUGUCCUGUUGACAAGGCUACGGUUGGUCUUCUGUGA